Messenger RNA from Adineta steineri, 582 nucleotides. The record is from the annotation of a GenBank genome assembly. Lineage: Eukaryota; Metazoa; Rotifera; Eurotatoria; Adinetida; Adinetidae.
AUGAGAUUCUUUGAUAUGACUAAAUUGAAAAAAAAAACUAAUCUUCAUCAUAUUCAAUAUAAACAAUUAUUUAAUUAUACACAUUUUCGUUUACUUGAUCAAAUAUUUGCUGGAAAAAUACGUAUUUUACAUUGGUUUUCAAUGAAUUGUCAUUUAGGAGAUAAAGAAAAAUGGAAAAAAUCAAAGACUUUUACUUGUAUACCUCAAGGAAUUAGUCAAUGGUUAGAUCAACAUUCAAUUGAUCAAUGGAGAUAUUAUUUACAUAUAGCAAGAAGUAAAUAUGUUUUAUCACCACCAGGGAAUGGAAUGGAUUGUUAUCGUACUUGGGAAGCACUUUAUAUUGGUUCAAUACCAACCGUUAUGAAUACAUCUAUAAAUUCGAUUUUUCAACAACUUCCUGUACUGAUUAUUAAUAAUUAUGAAGAUCUGACUUUUCGAUUAUUAAAAGAUUUUUAUAAUACUACGAUAUAUCAAAAGUAUGAUCAUAGACGUUUGUAUAUAAGAUAUUGGCAAAAUCAAAUAAAUUCUUUUCGAAAUUCUUCACAACCAAUACGAAUUCAUUAUACUUCUUUGAAAGAUUAA